Molecule: messenger RNA, 432 nt
Organism: Marasmius oreades (fairy-ring Marasmius)
Lineage: Eukaryota; Fungi; Basidiomycota; Agaricomycetes; Agaricales; Marasmiaceae
Gene: MPC1
Product: pyruvate transporter mpc1
Exons: 5
Coding region: 10-432 (140 amino acids)
Biological process (GO): pyruvate import into mitochondria
Cellular component (GO): mitochondrial inner membrane
Source: RefSeq, a predicted model, not a curated record
UGUAAAGUUAUGGCCUCUACAUUCGUAAACUGGCUUCGCUCUCCAGCUGCUCGAGAGUACUUCUUCAGCACACACUUCUGGGGUCCAGUCGCGAAUUGGGGUCUUCCGCUCGCUGCUAUUGCUGACCUUAGCAAGGGCGAAGAGGUGAUAUCUGGUUCUAUGACCACUGCUUUGGGGUGCUACUCCAUGGUUUUCAUGCGUUUUGCUUGGCGCGUGCAACCACGCAAUUACCUUUUGUUCGCGUGCCAUGCCACGAAUGCCGUCGCUCAAUCAACGCAGGGCGUACGUUUUCUCAACUACUGGUACAACGGUGGGAGAGAGAAGAAGUUAGGUCUCACAGGUGUCGUGGAAGAGAAUGCAAAGGAGGUGAAAGAAUCCGUGACAGAGGCAGUGCAGAAAGCAAAAGACCAGAUAAAUAAAGUAGGAAAAUGA